Procambarus clarkii (red swamp crayfish) is the source of this 6309-nucleotide messenger RNA. RefSeq names its product NAD synthetase (gene Nadsyn). Gene Ontology annotation, biological process: NAD+ biosynthetic process. NCBI's taxonomy places the organism in Eukaryota, Metazoa, Arthropoda, Malacostraca, Decapoda, Cambaridae. Gene Ontology annotation, cellular component: cytoplasm. The record is from RefSeq and is a predicted model, not a curated record. Gene Ontology annotation, molecular function: NAD+ synthase (glutamine-hydrolyzing) activity; glutaminase activity; ATP binding.
UAGCAACGCCCCUCAGGUCCCCCUAGCAACCGUCCCACCACUGGUCAAAGGUCGCUGGAUAACUUACUACAUACUUGACUACAUACUGUAUUAUGUAUUCUGGCCCCCAGCUGUCACGGUGACUGGCAGCAUACCCCACUCCGGCUUCUCAUGUAAUAAACAUCUUCAGCAAACCCAAAUCACAUUCUAGUUUAAUAAGGCAGAAUGGGGAGGAAAGUGGUGGUAGCAGCCUGCUGCCUAAACCAGUGGGCCAUGGACUUCCAGGGUAACCUGGAGCGCAUCAUUGAUUCCAUUCAGCAAGCAAAGGCAGCUGGAGCUAUGUAUAGGAGCGGUCCUGAACUUGAGAUUCCAGGAUAUAGUUGCGGAGACCACUACUACGAGGGCGAUACAAUACUUCACUCUUGGGAGGUUGUUGCCGAGUUGCUACGUCAUCCUUCAUGUUCAGACAUCAUAAUUGAUGUUGGCCUUCCAGUUAUGCACAAAAAUGUUACCUACAAUUGUAGAUUAGUGUUCCUAAACAGGAAAAUUCUUCUCAUCCGUCCAAAGCUAAUUUUAUGCGAUGAUGGUAACUACCGGGAAACCAGAUGGUUCACUGCCUGGCGCAAGACCCGUCAAGUGGAGGAUCACUAUUUACCAAGAAUGAUAAGCAAACUAACGGGACAAAUCACAGUGCCAUUCGGUGAUGCACUUAUUGCCACCAGAGACACUUGCAUUGGCUAUGAAAUUUGUGAAGAACUUUGGAAUCCAGAAAGUUCUCACAUCCCAAUGUCUCUUGAUGGUGCAGAGAUAAUUGUAAAUAGCUCCGGUUCGUACACCGAGAUACGGAAGGGCUACGUGUCUCGAGAUCUCAUAAAAUCUUCAACUGCCAGAAGUGGAGGAUGCUAUCUUUUUUCUAACCAACGAGGAUGUGAUGGUGACAGAGUGUAUUUCUGUGGAGACGGGAUGAUUGGCCUUAAUGGAACAAUUGUUGCCCGUGCCACCCCAUAUAGCUUGUCAGAAGUGGAAGUGAUAACUGCAACAAUUGAUCUUGAAUCUAUUCGCUGUUAUCGCUCAUUAAUUCGAAGCAGAUGCCUCCAUGCAUCUCAAAGUCAAGCUUAUCCUCGUAUUCAGAUAAAUUUUGCUCUCUCCAAUGAUGAUGACAUAUUCCUACCAUCAUGUGCUCCAAUAGAAUACACUAUCCCACUCCCAGAGGAAGAAAUUCUUUAUGGUCCUGCUUGCUGGUUGUGGGACUUCUUGCGACGGUCAGGUCAAGGAGGCUUUCUUCUUCCGUUAUCUGGUGGUGUUGACUCGUCUGCAACAGCAACUAUUGUGUACUCAAUGUGCCAGCUAGUUGUAAAGGCUGUUGGUAACGGAGAAGAGAAGGUACUGGAAGAUGUUAGACGUAUCGUAUCCCAAGCUGAUUAUGUUCCUCGAGAUAGUCGAGAGCUCUGUGGUAGACUUUUCCACACUGUCUAUAUGGCCACAGAAAAUUCCUCAUCGGAGACAAAGGCUCGUGCAAAGCUUCUCUCUCAACAAAUUGGAAGCUACCACAUACCAGUUACAAUUGACAGUAUGGUAUCAGCUGCACUAGGUAUCUUCAGUGCUGCCACAGGCUUCAUUCCAAAGUUUAGAGUGCGUGGAGGAACUACUAGAGAAAAUGUUGCUCUGCAGAAUGUUCAAGCAAGGCUUCGUAUGGUACUUGCUUACCUCUUUGCUCAGUUGAUGCUCUGGGUUCGGGGAAAACAAGGUGGCCUUCUGGUUCUAGGAUCUGCAAAUGUAGAUGAAGCUCUGCGGGGCUAUAUGACAAAAUAUGACUGCAGUUCUGCAGAUAUUAAUCCUAUUGGAGGCUUUUCCAAAGCUGACCUUAAGAGAUUUCUUCAUUUGGCCAAAAACAGAUUCAAUCUUACUGUGUUGGGGGAUAUUUUGGGUGCCAAACCCACAGCAGAAUUAGAACCACUGAAUGAAGGAGUUCUGGUACAAACAGAUGAAGAAGAUAUGGGAAUGACAUAUGAUGAAUUGUCUAUGUAUGGAAAAUUACGCAAAGUAGAAUGUUGUGGCCCUUUCUCUAUGUUUGGGAAGCUUGUUCAUCUAUGGUCCGAUAAGUGUGCACCAAAAGAGGUUGCAGAUAAGGUCAAGCUUUUCUUCCGCUACUAUAGCAUUAAUCGUCACAAGAUGACUGUGUUGACCCCAGCAUACCAUGCUGAGACUUAUUCCCCUGAUGAUCAUCGCUUUGACCAUCGGCAAUUCCUGUACAAUCAUCGCUGGCUAUGGCAGUUCAGAGCUAUAGAUAAAGCAGUUGAAAAACUCGAAAAUGGGAAAAGUAAUGAAAGCGAAGUUGAGCGAAGUAGCUCUACACGUUCCAACAAGGACAGUCGAUCAUCAUCAUUUACAAGGCCUUCUUCCCGCUCAUCCAACAACUCACUCUCUGGUUCUCUAGGUAGUGAGUCACACCGACGAGGUGUAGAAGUAGCAACUGGGCCUGUCAUUGAAAAAUCACAUAGUGUACACAUCUGCUCUGCUGAGAAUACAAUUGACACCAUUCACAUGAUCACACCACAACACAGUGACCAGACUGUGAAUGAUCAUGACAGUUUAACAUCUCAUCACGGGUCUUCUGGAGAAGAAGAAGGCAGAAAACGUCGUGGAUCAGCAUCCAUCUUCAUUUCAACCUCCGAACACAGUGCACAAAAAGCCAGUCGGUGUGGGGAUCUUGAAUUGGCUUCUUUUCAACAACAUACAACUACCGUAUAUCUGUAAUGACAUUUGCACAAAUUUGCAGCAUAAACAGUUGAAUGAAAAACUGACUACUGUACUGCUUGAUAUCUAGAACUUGGAACUGUUUAAAGUUUUAAAAUAUAUGAGAUUUUAUGAAUAAAAUGCCAAAUUUUCACAUUCUUUUCAGCUGUAAAAAUUAGAACCACAUUUCAAAAUCAUGUAAAAUCUAUUUUGUUAUAGAUGUCAUCUAGUGCUUGAAAGUGAAUGAAAUUUAUUUCCCUGCUCAAAUAAUCAAACAAUAACCAUUAACCUAGUCAGAUCUCAGUAUGAUUUGUGUAUACUAUUUUUCCCCAUUUAGUGCACUACUUUUUCUUCUGAUUGGCAUGAUAAUAGAGGUCUUGUAAGUUCCAUUUCUAUGCUUAAUGUAUGCUUUUUUGGAGGAAAAGAACUAUUUAAUUAAUGAUUUAAAAACUGGUAAACUAACAUUUAUAUAUGUUUGUACAUUAUAUGCAUCCUUAUAUUAACUUUAUGUUCAGGCAGGUUGCAAGUUUGAGUGCUUGGAAGGACGCAGUAAUAAAAUAAGAAUACCAACACAAUAAUUCAGUAUUCAUAUUGAAGCAAUAUUGGAUGAAGCCUUUCAGAGUAAUAGUAACGACUUACAUAACUGUGUGCACAGCUUAGCACAUUAGGAAUGAUAGCGCUCAUGAGAGAGAUGCAGUAAUAUACAUGCAUACAUAAAUACAUACAGUGAGUGUUCACAUCUUUUACAUGUGCACAGCUCAAACUUUGAUAGCUUUAAAUAUUGUAAUGGGUAUAAAAUGCCACACGCCAGUAAAUAAUGGUUACUGUUGUUUUGUAUAGUUUACGUAUUCAGUAGAUAAAUAUGAAUUAUUGUUCCCAGCUAAAAUAAAAUUACUAAUUUGAUAAUUAUUACUGUGCUUGCAUCAUGGUGGAAUAUAGCUCAUUCAGGUAAAAACUAAUUUGUUGCAACGGAGUUUGUGGUGAGAAGUGUUUCUCAGGGUAAUUGCGGCCAUUAAUGUUUGUUAAUUUACAUUUCUCUGGCACUUUUGAUGGUGCUACAUAGCCUUCCCGGCUUGGUGCCUUCUUUCUAUUAUUACUUGCUUAUAUUUCUCUGCUUAAUAGGAAGGGUAGGAUUUAUGUAAUUUAGUUUCUCAUUUGAGAAAGUUGUGACAAAAGUGUUUGUGAGAGAUUUGUGUAGUCUGCAAGUGCGCUCUCAAGAGGAUGGAUGACAAAAUGUAUAGGAAUGGUCUCUUCAAGUUUUAGUUUUUAUGGUACUUAGUUAAAAAUCUAUUAUGUGAAAAGCUUUUAUAGAGGAGAGCUGAAUCAAAUUUAAUUACGUUAUCAAAUAAUGACAGAUUCACAAGUACAGUAAUGCAUUUGGAAACACAUCAGUGUAAAUUACUUGGAAUUAGAAUUACUGAAGAUCUGUGUAUAUUUAGUAUCUUUACUUAAGAAUACCCUAUCUAUGAAAAUUAUGAAGUUGAAGCUUCCACAAUCAGGUAAUGGCUGCAUUGAAUGUUACUCAGUAGGGUCAUGCCUUAUUUCUUUUAACUAUUCCAUUAAGAGAAGUUGUCAUGAUUGACCAUACCUUAAAUCCUGUGGUCCAUUACCUUUAACUUUUCUCAAUAGAAUUCUUGGUGACUCGGAUACUUUUGAUAUCGUUCGCCUUAUGCGUUUUUGUUCUCAUAUUGGCAUCCUUGGUGAUAUUUAGCGCCCUCUGAUUAUUCCGCACAUUUGAUGGUGCUACAUAGCCUUUCCGGUUUGGUGCCUUCUUUUGAUAAUUACUUACUUACCUUUAACUUUUGUUACAAACAUUUUCAUUGUUUUCUCUGUUAUAUUUUUAUUGCUUAUUAAAUCAUGUCUUACAAUUUAAAUAGUUUUAGGAGCCUGUUGAAUAUUAAUUGUUAUUUUUUUAAUACUUAUAACAUUGAAAUACCCAGUAUUUUGUGUUUGAUCUGGUGCAUCUGCUGAUUAUGUUAAUAUAUUGUCUUCACUGAUGUAUUGCCUGGGAUGUAUCCUCCUUGUAGAUAUGGUUGUAAAAGAUGGUAGCAAAAAUAAAAAUAUAAAAUUAAAGGCAGCCAGAUAGAAAAAAAAGAAAGGUCAUACUGGGGUAAGUACUUUUGAUGCAAAUGUACCAUGAUAAAAUGAUAAAACAUGGAAAAUGAUUAAUGGCUUAAAUGUAUAUGUAUGAUAUUUGAAUAAACUUGAAAUCAGGCUACUAUUUGAAAAAAAAAAAAACGAUUACUAAUUCUAAGCAAAUACAUACAACCUGUAUAACGAUAAUAUUAAAGUAGAGACUCGACUCACUAAAUUGCAAAAAGUUUGAAAGGCAUUGCUUAGUGCCGACACUAUCUUACAAGCACAUCAAGGCGAGUGCAAUUUUUUUAAUUCUAUUUUGUAAACUUAAUUUAUUCCAUCCAUCUAAAACUAAAUAAGCGUUUAGUGUAUGCCAAAAAUCAUUGAGUUCUUCAAAACUUCAUAUGACAAAGAUUAUAGGGAGGAUAGGACACAACUAGCAGUAGUCUCUGACAGCCGAGUGGAUAGUCCUUGUGAUUCUUAGUCCUGAAGUUCUGGGCUCGAUCCCCGGUGGAGGUGGAAACAAAUGGGCAGACUUUCUUUCACCCUGAUGUGCCUGUUCACCUAGCAGUAAAUAGGUACCUGGUAGACAGCUGCUACGGGCUGCUUCCUGGGGUGGGGGUGUAACAAAAAGGAGGCUUGGUCGAGGACCGGGCCGUGGGGAUGCUAAGCCUCGAAAUCAUCUCGAGAUAACCUCAUCCUGUAACUGAAUGUAGAUGAUUAGGUACACCCGCAUUUGCAUUCUCACUGUAACAUCAAAUAGAAUGUUAAAAAUGUUGAGCUUCAUAAAGUUUGAUGUCGUCUUGAGAGAUUAAAACACCAGGGUCAUACAAUUGUAACUUGAUCACUGUAACAUAAUAUAUAUUGUUGACUCUUGUUGUGUGUAUUAAUACCCUGGAGAGGACACUAGUAGACAACCCAAGCGCAACUCCAUAGUCUUACGAGACUGCUGGAUGCCUACUAAUACCCUGUGCAUAUGUAGACCAAUAUUCACUACAACUUCACUUAAGUUAGUAACUGUGCUGAACUCAUACCAUUAAGUUAUAAAAGAUCUGUAAGUUGGUGUACAUAAGUAAGACUUACACUAUCCUGUGGAAUUAACUGGUUAUCAGUGUAGUUUUCCUGUCUUUUAUAAAGAAUAUAUAUUCCAGAGUAGCCAAGACUGAAUAUUCAAGUAAUCAUUCAGUUAACUACAGUAUAGAUGCUUGGGAGUUACCACACAUCUUCAACCUCAAGAAUGUAGUACUCGGUGUGUAUAGUUCCAACUGACCCCAAGACGGUAUAGCUUCGACACAGAGCAAACAGCAGACUACGUCUGCAUCGAGCUACUACGCUCUCCUUCCUCGUCGAGUUUAGACACUCGCCAUUCCGCAACGAGCCGCCACGCUCUCCGGCAUAGAGCUCCACAACUCUGGCCUCACUCGGCUCUUUGCUCUGCUCCAAGCUGUCUCAACGUCUAUGUUAGUACCAACAACCGACUGCUGUAACCAAGACUAAAUAAAUAUGAAACCUACUAAA